AUGCUAGGAUCGGAACAAUCCCAGGCAUCUUCCAACACUCAAACUAAAGAACAAAGAUUUCAGAAUGAAGUGCCAAUGCCUGAUGAAAGUGUACGUAAUGAGCAACAAGUUAGCGAGUCUGUUGAGGAAAUAUCCAGUGGAAACUAUAAGAAUUUUCAGGACCAAUCUUCAUCAACUAGGAAAAAGGGAAGAACUGCAUGGGAAGUUGAAGUGAUAAAUGAAGAAGGAGUUGUGAAGAAAAAAAAGAUGAAAACAAUUGACGUUUGGAGUCUUCCUUCGGGUGAGCGAGUCAUGGUUCCAUUCGAUAGUAUGCAAGCACCCACCUUGGAUGCAGCUGGAUUGUUGUCCGGUGUACUAUCAGAAUUAGCAAGGCAGGCUUCUUCAUUUCCGAUCAACUAUGAUGACUGGAGAAAAGUGCCAGGUCAAUAUAAAGAUGAUAUAUUCAACAAAUCACUCAUGCCAAAAUUUCACUUUGAAAAUGUCGAGAUAGCAAAACGGUGGAUUCUUAGCAAUAUCGGGAGAAAGUGGAGUAAUCACAAGUCCACAUUAUGGGUAGAAUUUUAUGACCCUUCUUUGACAAGAGAACAAUUAAUAAGCAAUUGUCCCGCUGGAAUCCAUCGAGAUCAAUGGUCAACUUUUGUUAUUAAUCGUUUAUCUGAAAAGUCAAAGGAGAUGUGUCGGAGAAAUGCUGAAAGUAGAAAGUGUCAAAAAAUCCCACAUACUAAUGGAUCUAAAAGUUUUGCUAGGAGGAGAGCUGAAAUGGAAAAUGAACUCGGGCGUAAGGUCAAUCGCUCAGAACUAUGGCUUGAUACACACAAAAGACAAGACGGGACGUAUGUUAAUGAUGAAGCUAAAAAUAAAUCUGAUGAAAUCAUACGGGAAAUGAGUCGAAGUUCGUGUUCUUCCCAGUUUCAGUUUGCUUUACCUGAUGACCCUAUUGGUAGGGUUUUUGGAAAGGAGCACGCAGGUCGUGUUCGUGGGGCAGGUUUUGGACCAUGUCCGACUAUUGCAUUUGGAUGUCGAUUUGGAUCAUCGUCUAAUAAUGGUCAAAUGAGAGAUUAUGUUGCUAGCAUGGAAAAAGAGUUGGCUGCUACGAAAUCAAUAUUGCGAGCUCAAAGUCUUCAGUUGGAAGCACAAAAUGUACAAAUGGAAGAUAUGAAAAAGAAUCUAGGUGGGGCUCUUGCUACAAUUUUCGAGAAUGCACUUGGAAAAAUACCCGAACAAUUUGCUAGUUGGCUAACCCAAACAUCAAAAAUUGGACCUUCGGAUGAAAGAAGUACUCAUCCACCUUCAUCGAAGAAUGAAAGAAGAGAUUCAUCAUCUAGUCGGUGA
Molecule: messenger RNA, 1332 nt
Organism: Striga hermonthica
Lineage: Eukaryota; Viridiplantae; Streptophyta; Magnoliopsida; Lamiales; Orobanchaceae
Source: the annotation of a GenBank genome assembly